GACAGAAGGUCUCAGUCCCUCACGCACACACACACACACACACACACGCUCGGCUGAUCUCUCAGACCGGAGGAGAGCCGCUCUCCAAGCCUCACAUCCCAGGACGAACUUCAGCUUCAGCUCCUAAAAGUCUAGGCUGGAGGUUCUAGGCUGCAUGUCGGUCUCGUGUCGAGUAACCGAGAUCUCGUGUUCUGUCGGUCCUCCACUGAGUUCUGAUAGGAAGCAUCAAAGCCUCCGAGACCCCUUUAAUUAAUGCUGUUGUUGAUCCCGCGCGCCGAAUCUUUAACUAUCAAAUCGACGUCCUGCGCUCUGCGCUCUGCCGUCCCGCUGUCCGCAGAGACUCGGCACCUUCCGGACUCUCCGCUCCUCAUUUACAGGCAGGUUUAUGCACUUGCACUGACGUCAAUGGAGCAAUCUUGGAUGUAUAUAACGGUUCAGCUGCAGGCGCUUCUCUCCCAAAGCCGCUCGGAACGACGCGUCCACUCCAAGUCCCGAGUCAGACUUCCUGUCUGUCUGAGCUCCUGAAGCCUCAGAGAAGCAGACGACUUUCCGUCUGAAGCCCGUGUGUCCAGCAUGAAGCCCGUGCCCGCCGUCCUCCUGCUAGCCGCCGUCCUCCUGACCACCCACAUCCCACUCAGCGCGUGUCGACCCCGGGACCUGGACGUUCUUGACGGCCGCGGGUACAAGAAGCAGCUGGACGAAGUGCUGCUGAGGGCGGGGGACAGCGCCGUGUCCUACCUGCUGGGCGAGAAGCUCCUGCAGUACCUGCAGCAGAGGAAGCCCGCGGCGCACAGGAGCGCCUCCAUCAGCUCACCUGCAGCAGAACUGGGGCUGGGACAGGGGCUGGGACAGGGGCUGGGACAGGGGCUGGGGUUGAGCGCCGAGGCUCCAGAAAGGGGAUUCUGGCGAGAGAAUGAGGGCGGCUCGCGCGAGGAGCUCGUGGGCUUCUCCAAGAGGAACGAGGAGCCCCCGAUAUCCAUCGACCUGACCUUCCACCUCCUGCGCAACAUGAUCGAAAUGGCGCGGAUCGAGAACCAAAGGGAGCAGGCGGAGCUCAACCGCAAGUACCUGGACGAGGUGGGCAAGUAAGGGGGGCGAGUCCAGACCAGCUCCUCAGACCUCAGCUCGCGCGCUCUCUCUCCAGGUUCUUGCAAAAACACAAAAACAAAAGCAUAGCAUGCGUCGCCGGAAGCCGUCAGAGCUUUAAGGGAAACGUGGCCGAGUCGAGAAGUGUGUGAGUG
This is a messenger RNA of Colossoma macropomum (tambaqui), 1241 nucleotides long. It is a transcript of the gene ucn1, whose product is annotated as urotensin 1. The record is from RefSeq and is a predicted model, not a curated record. Lineage: Eukaryota; Metazoa; Chordata; Actinopteri; Characiformes; Serrasalmidae. Gene Ontology annotation, cellular component: extracellular region. Gene Ontology annotation, molecular function: hormone activity. Bases 574 to 1089 code for a protein of 171 amino acids. The transcript has 2 exons.